AGUAACAUUAGCUCCGCCGCUGGGUCUUGUUUUCAUGAGGGAGUGAAGAAGCACGUAAGCUGUAUUUGACAAUUUACAACACGAUUGGUUUUCCUAUAUAUGUAUAAAAGGGACCAUCGAGGAGCUGUGCGGGACGGGGCGGGGACAAUGGCUUUGGGAGCCGGAGCCCGAGCCUGAAGGGGCCGGGCGCGACUGAGCUGAGCCGGAGCUGGGUGGGGAGGUCGUUGGUGUGGUGCCUUCCCAAAGCUGAGCUCUCGCUCUCCCCCGGUUGGCGCCAGGCCACCGACCCGGCAGCUGAGAACCCACUCCAGGGAAAUCCACACCCUGGGGAAGCGCGCUAGGCUCGCGAACCCCGGCUCGAGGAUCGUCGGGAACGCGCACGUCUGGACGCCGCCACGGAGAAUGCUGCUGUUCCUGCAACUGUCGUGGCUAGUGCGGGAGCUCACCGCAGAGAGUCCCUGGGGGCUGCCUGUGGUAGCUGAUGGCCCAGCUUCCUUAGCAAAAGUGGUAAUGGCAGAACUGGCCGACCUGAAGUUAGAAAACAAGCCAUGGCCUGGAGGGACACACUCUCUCCACUACCACUACCUGGCCCUGUCAGAGCCAGGCCCAGGCCUUCCUCAAUUUCUGGCUGUAGGCUACAUGGAUGACCAGCCCUUCAUCCAUUAUGACAGUCAUGUGGACAGAGCCAAGCCUCAGGCCCCAUGGAUGGCAGCUAUGGACGCCCAGUACUGGGAAACAGAGACGCAGAAGCAGAGGGCCUGGGCACAGGUGCAGCAGGUGGAGACAUGGACUGUGAUGGGCUACCACAACCAGAGCAGUGGUAUGCACAGCACUCAACGAGCGUUUGGUUGUGAGAUCCAGGAGGACGGCCAUACCAGCAGCUUCUGGCAGUUUGGCUUUGAUGGGCAGGACCACCUGUCACUGGACCUGGAGACUCUGCGUUGGGUGUCAGCCAAGCCUGUGGCUGUGCAGACCAAGCGCUGGUGGGAGACAGAGCGCUGCUAUGCCGAGUAUGACAAGGCCUAUCUGGAGGGCCUCUGCCUCACUUCCCUGCGCAGGUACCUGGAGCUGGGAGGCCAGAGCCUCACCCGGAAAGAGCCUCCCACAGUGCAGGUGACAAGACACACAGCCGACGACGGUGGCAUCACACUGAGGUGCUGGGCCUGGGGCUUCUACCCACGGGACAUCUCGUUGAGCUGGUGGCUGGGGGAAGAGGAGCUGGUUCAAGAGACUGAGUAUGUGGAGACACGCCCCAGCGGAGACGGUACCUACCAGACAUGGACGGCUGUGCGGGUGCCAGCCAGGAUGGUGAAUGAGUACAUUUGCCAUGUGCAGCACUCCAGCUUGAACCAUACUCUCACUGUGGCCUGGGAAGCACCCUCUCAUCAGUGGAUAACCAGUGCCAUGGUUCUCUCCAUCUUCACCAUCACUUUCUUGCUGGUGGCUGGAAUUUUGAUCUUCAUCAAGCAAUACUCUCAAGCCAGGAAUAAGGAAUCUUGCAAACAAGCCCCAGAUGGAGAGGAGCCUCAUAAUUCCCAAAGCCCAAUCAUCAUGGAGGCUGCUCAGCUGCUCUGCUGACACAAGUUCACUGUCACAGAUCAAGGAAGUGUUUUAUAGUGUUUGGGGGCCUCCAGCAUGCUAGCUGGCUGGCAGUGGUGAUCCAACUGUGAAGGGCCCACCGCACCCCAAAACAGCCCUCCUCAGCUCCAGCCUCAUCACAAGAAGUCUGGGCCACUAAGAUAGAUUUGCCAUCUUCCUGAAGUCCUUUUAAAAGUAAUGGUCUCCAGUUUGGAGGGUGGGAAGGAGGGCAGUAUAAUUCCACAGAUCGGUUCACACUUGACAAUUUGCACAAUAAUUUCAUGUUAAGUGUAAAUCCCACUUGAGCUUCUCAGGUACUCUGUGAGUUCAGUGGUGGUAUUCUCACCUCCAAUUCCCCAACAUGAAAACCAUAGCCACGGGAAGUUAAAGAAGAACCAGAAGAACAGUCAAAGAGUUAUGGGGGCAGCAUCCUGCAUCCAUCUGCUGGCAGCUGGAAGAAGUGGCCAAAUGCCUACCUCCUUUUAUAAGUGUGUUCUUGUGUGUAUGUAAAUUUUCUUUUAUAAAGAAGUUUGAAAUGUUG
Hyaena hyaena (striped hyena) is the source of this 2119-nucleotide messenger RNA. RefSeq names its product H-2 class I histocompatibility antigen, Q10 alpha chain-like. NCBI's taxonomy places the organism in Eukaryota, Metazoa, Chordata, Mammalia, Carnivora, Hyaenidae. The transcript has 8 exons. The record is from RefSeq and is a predicted model, not a curated record. Gene Ontology annotation, biological process: immune response. Gene Ontology annotation, cellular component: external side of plasma membrane. Bases 403 to 1578 code for a protein of 391 amino acids.